Aspergillus ruber CBS 135680 is the source of this 894-nucleotide messenger RNA. RefSeq lists its product as uncharacterized. The record is from RefSeq and is a predicted model, not a curated record. NCBI's taxonomy places the organism in Eukaryota, Fungi, Ascomycota, Eurotiomycetes, Eurotiales, Aspergillaceae. The transcript is spliced from 3 exons. Bases 341 to 679 code for a protein of 112 amino acids.
UCUGUCGUCAGUCCGUAUCCGACCGUUUCCUUUCGUCGCAUCCCUCGGCUAUACCUAUUUUGUUAUUGACUGGGAUUAAAGCAGAGAGCUAUCUGAUUUGCCGGAGCGCAUGUCCCUGCUGGCCUGGUGCUAGAAAAUUCCCGUUGCGGUUGAUUGAUCCCGGAUGGACCAUUCCGUCCCGCUAAACCAUCGGCAUUCUGCACGCACAGUUCCGUAUUGCAGAAGGAAUAAAUGGACCACAAGAUGGGCAAUAAAAAGGAAGCAGGAGUUUAAUCAUCGCGCAGAAUCUUUCCUCUUGCCGUACGAAUUUGCAUUCAGAACCAAUGAUGGAUGACCGGAUAUGUCAAGUCUGGGUCUGGUUCUCGCCGGUGGAUCGACCAACGCAUUUGGACGAAUGAUGGAGAAUUCUAGAGACAUUGACCCUGAGAAUGGGCGUCAUUCUCGUCCCUGGCCCCGGGACGUCGACGCCACGGCGCCACGGAUGGAGAUGAUGGUUCGGUGCAGAAGUCGGAGGCAAAUUGAAGAGACGGGAGGACAAAGAAAGACUGCAUAUUCUUCUCUUCUGCUCUCCUCAUGCACCCGACUUGAUCAGAUUCCUUUCUUCAUUAGUCCCGCUUCUAGCGGUGAAGCGUCUACUUCUCCAAUUUCCAUUCUUUCGUUCUAUCCAAUCGCUCUCUGAUAGAGGCACUGGCACAUCGACCGUGUGCAUCUGCAUUGCUACUUGUCCGGCGUGCACUACGCUGCUUUGCUCCAUUCUUUGGCAAGCAGAGUACCCGCUGGCCAACUCAUCGAAAGAGGCCUGAACAAAUCAGUAAUUAGAAAGGAAUUGAGUUUCCAUCCACUUUACCCCAUGAUUCAGUUGAUCCUCUCCGUAGUCCGUUCUUCCGCUCUCGC